Adineta ricciae is the source of this 327-nucleotide messenger RNA. The record is from the annotation of a GenBank genome assembly. NCBI's taxonomy places the organism in Eukaryota, Metazoa, Rotifera, Eurotatoria, Adinetida, Adinetidae.
AUGAUCACUGCGAUCCUUAUUAUGCUUUUGUGCACAAUGUACAUCCAUUGUCAAAACCUUAAUGGCACCAUCUCAUGUCUGCACUCGGGUUAUGCUCAUUCCUGUGCAUCAGCUUCUUGUCCGGUGGUGGAUGAGGUUUUCCGUAAAUACGUUUAUGUUUCCGAUUGUUAUGUUAUCGGAACACCAACAACUCGUGGGGAACGGACUAGUGCUACAUGGUAUCAUUUUUAUCUAACUAAUGGUAGAGCUGCAUAUGUAAGCGGACUUAUCUGUGCAGGAGCGGUAGAACGUUGUCCACGAUCACACACGCCUAGGCCUAUGCCAUAA